Gastrolobium bilobum is the source of this 531-nucleotide messenger RNA. RefSeq lists its product as uncharacterized. NCBI's taxonomy places the organism in Eukaryota, Viridiplantae, Streptophyta, Magnoliopsida, Fabales, Fabaceae. The record is from RefSeq and is a predicted model, not a curated record. The transcript has a single exon. Bases 1 to 531 code for a protein of 176 amino acids.
AUGACCCUUCAUGGUGAAACAGACCUCCUGAUGUGCAGAACCUUCCCAACGUUCUUGGGCGGAAGAGCGUUAACUUGGUAUACCACCUUACCAACGGGCAGUGUAGCAUCCUGGGAUGACCUGGCAAGGAAAUUCCAGACCCAUUUUUCCACUAGUCGCCCUGUGCCGAAGUCUGUCCAUGCCUUGGAGAAAGUACGCCAGCAAUCCGGGGAAACUCUUAGGUCAUUUCUCGACCGUUUUGACAAAGAAGCCCUACAGGUACAAGGGCUAGACCCAAAGGUGCAGUUGCACAUACUUUUAUCUGGAUUGCGUGAAGGAGCGUUCGCCUACGAGCUUGCUCGUCAUGAGAUUUUGGAUCUUGAAGAAGUCAAGUGUAAAGCUCAAGAGUUUAUGCGAAUCAAAGAAUACAAAGGAAGUCGAACAAGCGACAGUCACCGCCAAGGAAACAGAGAGUUGAAGAAUAGUGACCAUGCUGAGGAAAGAAUCGCAAACCCUCCAAGUAUGUCAGUCGCCAACAAGGGCGAGACAUGA